Molecule: messenger RNA, 666 nt
Organism: Nematolebias whitei (Rio pearlfish)
Lineage: Eukaryota; Metazoa; Chordata; Actinopteri; Cyprinodontiformes; Rivulidae
Gene: sdhc
Product: succinate dehydrogenase complex, subunit C, integral membrane protein
Exons: 6
Coding region: 28-537 (169 amino acids)
Biological process (GO): mitochondrial electron transport, succinate to ubiquinone; tricarboxylic acid cycle
Cellular component (GO): membrane
Molecular function (GO): succinate dehydrogenase activity; electron transfer activity
Source: RefSeq, a predicted model, not a curated record
GUCACUUCCGCUCACUGCAAGUCAAACAUGGCGCUGCUUCUAAGGACGCUGGCCCGCCAGGGUGUCUGCACGUCCAAAUCUCAGUACAAUGUCCUCUUCAGACAUGCUGUUCCGAUGGGAACCACAGCUAAAGAGGAGAUGGAUAAAUUUUGGGCAAAGAAUACCAAAUUAAACAGACCCGUGUCUCCUCAUAUCACAAUAUACAAAUGGUCCGUCCCCAUGAUGAUGUCUAUCACUCACAGAGGAACUGGAAUAGGACUCGCUGGAGCCGUUUCAGCCUUCGCCAUGGCAGCUCUGGUGUUACCUGAAAACUACCCCUACUACUUGGACUUGAUCCACUCUUUGUCCAUCGGUCCUUACCUCAUCGUGCUGGCCAAGUUGGGCAUUUCCUUCCCUUUAUCUUUCCACACCUUCAACGGGAUCCGUCACCUGCGCUGGGAUAUUGGCAAAGGCUUCAAAAUACCAGAGGUCUACCGCAGCGGCUACACCGUCAUCGGCCUGUCAGUCAUCACCUCCGUAGCCUUGCUUUUCAUGUGAGCGGGAGGAGUGAGGACCGGAGGGACUCCAAAGGACUGGAUGCAGAUUUUUGUUUAUACGCUUCGGACUACUGCAGACCUCAUUUCAUCAAAGCUCAAAAUAAAUAUUCUAUUCCGCUGCACACAGAAA